UCUCCUCUCCGCUCAAAGCCGCUGUGCGAGUAGUCGGGUUGCUGCCAGAAGGCUGAGCGCCGCUGAGCUGGGAGCACGAGCAGCAGGCACAGCACGCACAAACCGGAGUACCUACCUGGCACACACCCCUCCAGCUUUCCAGGUACAGCACUUGCUUGCCUCCUUUCCCUGGCUGCAUCUGAAUGUCUUUGACCAAAAGCAGAUUCCUUCAAGUGUGCUCAAGAUGAACAAACUCCAUUAAUCCACGUUGACCCGCCUAAGUCUGCCACUCUGCUAGGCACCUUUUAAUAUGUCCAUUGAACAAAGCCCAUCGGUGUCAUCCCAGUUAGCAGAACACAGCAAGGGGACUGUUGGACUGAAGCGGAAGCUGACUGGUCCCCCCCGGCUCCUGCUUGCGAAGUUCAAAGCCAAAAGACAACUUGACAGCAGGGCGUCCACCAAAGGCAAACGUUCCAGAGGGUUUCGGGACAACAAUGCCAAUCAAUUGACCACCGAGAGCAUCCGCACAGUCAAACUGGAAGAAGGGGCUAUCCAGAACCUAAAGGUUUUGAAGAGUACAGGCAGUGAGGCCGAUGGUUUGAUGAAUAACAACUUCUGGAGUGGGAGGGAUGAUCCUUCCUUGAGAAGUUGGGUCAGAGCUGGAGAAAGUGGCAUGAGAAGCAAAAAGCCACAAAAGACAAAAAGCAAAGAUAAGGAGAAAUGGCAGCGGGUCUGUCAGGAGUGCUCCGUUAAGCCUUCACUGAUCUGUUUAGGAAAGCGAAGAAAUAAACGAGGAAGAAACCAGUGGGACAAAUGCCGGCGGAGCUCCAGCAUCACAUUCUGUAGUGCGGAGAUGGUUGGAUCUGCACAACUCAGGAAACUGGAAAUGGGCAACCUGGAGCGCCUGUGCCGUUUUGAUGAUGAAGACAGCGUAAGGAGAGCCUUCCCAGAUGGACUUUGGACUUCCCUCAGGAAGUUCAUGACUCAGCAGCGGAAGUCCCCCAACUCCAAAGGCAGAAGAGCCAACCAGGACACGGAUAGUGAAACACAAAACUCCCUGUCCUCGAAGAAAAGCAAGUCAUUCCCCAUUUUCUUCAAGCACAAGGCCAAAGAGACAUUAAGCUGCCAGAGCAUAAAGUUCAACAACGUUUUUGAGGAGUUUGGCGGUGACCCGGAAGCUGCACUUUCUAAUAAGUGCCUGGAGGGGGCACCAGAUAUUUUACACGACUUCUACCGGGAUUACAGCUCACGAAGUGUCGCGCUGCCCGCUGAUCGCCUGACGGUAAAUGUCGAGGUGAGCCUAGUCACGCCCAACAGUGCAGAAAGUGAGGAGAGCCUCAUCAGCUCCUUCACUAAAUCCAUGGUGGUCACUUGUGGAGACGUCAACUCUGGAAGGCCCUCCGUGAGAGAUAUACAGCAGAACAAGCUUGUCAGUGCCAGCCAGUACAAGAUGAGGGACAUCAAGGUGUCCCAGAUCAAGCUGGUCGAGAGAAUCAAGGAACUGAAGAGCUUCAAGAUGGAGCCCACUGGCGCGGAGGAGCAGUGCUUGCCUGACUACUCAUCCGACUGCUUGCAGGCGUCGAAAAAGAUUCUUCAGAUGUCUUCACCAUUCUCGGACACAGAGUCUGCACUUUGCAGUGAAAAGGUAUCUGAGAACGGGGGAGACGUAAUGGCCCGUCACGUGGCACAAGAUGCAAAUGAACAACUGUGUGAAGACGCGCACAUCCAUGAUGGGAAAUCGAGCAUGGCAGGUCGAGGCGGUAAGCACGGCAGCCCGACAAACAUCCCGUUGAUAAAUGUGUGUGAGUUAGGAAAGGACUGCGAGCCGCCAACUUUGGUCAUUGAAAGUGUAAACCCGCAGGACGACUCUGAGAUCACACCUGGGUGGCCAAGCGGGCAACUUCACGAGAUGCUUCUGUCUCAGACGGCCUGUUCACUGGUGCAGGCGGCAAUGAAGGCGGCCAUCGACCAGCUUACAGGGGAGGGCGAGGCUCCUCCUCAGCCUGGCAAAAGGGAAACCAGUAUAGUGGUUGACAGGCUAAAAGUGCCCGAUGUCUAGAGACUCAUUUCAAGAUCGCUCUUCAUCGUCAAUCGCCUUCUCUUUGAAAAACUUCCUGCUGCUGUUCCCCACCCCACUCACUCGUUAGGGGGUUACUCCCUACUUUUGGCCUCCUAUUGACGUGAGUCAGGCCGAUUUGUGGCAAACCGUCUUCAGACGUCCAACCAACCGAGGAUGCCAAUCCACAACAUCCUCAUGGGGUAGGCACCUCUACAGUUCUGCCAAAAAUGACUAUGACUAUGAGAAACUACUUGAGAGCCACCAUGAUGUGCAGACAGCACUAAGGAAGGUGCAGUGGUUGGUGCUGCUGACGCCGAGCUUCAGGUCCUGGCCCU
Molecule: messenger RNA, 2373 nt
Organism: Erpetoichthys calabaricus (reedfish)
Lineage: Eukaryota; Metazoa; Chordata; Cladistia; Polypteriformes; Polypteridae
Exons: 2
Coding region: 290-2038 (582 amino acids)
Source: RefSeq, a predicted model, not a curated record